Molecule: messenger RNA, 2129 nt
Organism: Lingula anatina
Lineage: Eukaryota; Metazoa; Brachiopoda; Lingulata; Lingulida; Lingulidae
Product: sodium/potassium-transporting ATPase subunit beta-2
Biological process (GO): intracellular potassium ion homeostasis; sodium ion export across plasma membrane; intracellular sodium ion homeostasis
Cellular component (GO): sodium:potassium-exchanging ATPase complex
Molecular function (GO): ATPase activator activity
Source: RefSeq, a predicted model, not a curated record
UAAACACUUAAACCCUAGCCUAUUAACGUGUGGCCUAGAUAUUCGUAAAAAUGGCGGAAAACCUUGGAGCAGAUAAGAGUAGUUUACCGUCAACCGGGGCGCAGAGUUCGGAAAAUCUCCCCACUCCGACCAAGAACUCGCCCUCGCAGCUGAGGAAGAGAUACAAAUACAGUUUGAUCGCGGGGAUUAUAGUUGUAACAUUGAUCAUAGCAGCCGUGGUUGGGUACACCGUAGGGAAUGCCUUUAAAUAUCACGGACAACUUCGACAACAAGGUCUUCUUCACUUCCCUGCAUAUGUCGAAGAUCCAGAGUCGACUUUAAUCCUUUUUCGGUAUGGAAAACCGUCCUCCUUUUCUGGAUAUACAGAUCAAAUAGAGGGGGUUUUACGAGGCUAUAGCCCAGUCAACCAAAGCAGUGACAACGUGCAGCUCUGUAUCAGCGGUCCUCCAGACCCCCUCUCAGGAAGGGUGUGUUAUUUCCCAUUACGGAACCUCGGGGGCAGCUGCACGAGACAAGAGGACUACGGUUUUGACGAAGCUUCACCUUGUGUGCUUUUGAUGCUGAAUGGGCCGGAAGAAUGGACGCCUAAUGGAUAUACAGAAGAUACAGUACCGAAACCUUCCAGAGGACAAUACCAAACCAAUUAUUCAAUCGGCUCUUGGGAAAGUUUUGUUGGAGUUCGAUGUGAAUUUGAGGAACCUGCCGAUAUUGAAAACGGCGGACCUAUUAGUUUUUAUCCAGCACAUGGAUUCUCCACCAAAUAUUUCCCGUUUCAAGAGGCCAAACACUACAGAUCUCCACUGGUUAUGGUUAAAUUUGACAAACCAAAUCUUGGGGUACUUUUCAAGGUCACGUGCAGAGCUUUGGCGCGAAACAUCAACCCAGGGGACAAGCGCUUCCAAACGACUUUCAGCAUUAGAAUUGAUUAAAGAUUUGUUUAUCAAGCAUUUAUUGACAAAAAUAUUACACGCGGGUGCGCUUUGAAAAAGCCUUAAUAACUCGUAAAUAUGCAGUCAAGUUCUCAUUCAGUAAGUAUCCAGUUAUAAAAGGAGGUUGUAGGAAAGUUUUAAUGGUUAGUAGCGUGGAAUGUUGCCAGGAUUUUUUUUCUUUUUAUGAAUCCGCCCAUGAUAUGUGAAUGAUAAAGUUAUUUUUGGGGAAAUUAAAAACCCCUUCAUAUCAAAAUUGUAUAUUUUGGGUAAUUAAACGUAUUUUUAUAAAUAAGUUAUACGUCGAUAAGGGGAUUGUACCCCCAAUGCGACAGGGACUUGUAUAGCAAUGCGCAUCUUUUUAUUGUGAAAAAAAUGUGAUAGGGUCACUUUUGAUAAAGCGUUCCCAUCUUUGUUUUAGAUUUCACCAACCAACCAACCACUCGCAUGACAAACGUCUAAUUUAUGCAAUUGCUAUUUUAGCAUAAUGAAAUUUUGCUAAUUGUUGAAAAACCGAUUUUAUCCAUGUUAUAUUUGCCUUGUGGAACCCAGUUACAUUCGCAUGCAUUGCAAUGAAAUCGGACGCUGCAUUUAGCUGUACACUGCCCGUAAAGAUGCCUUUGGUCAAUAUGUGUGACAACAAACUUCGUCACUCUCAGCGACGCCGUACAGUCUGUUUAUGGCACUGGGAAAAAGCAAGUGUGUCAUAACUUCUUUUUGUACGUAAUGGUAAAUUCAAGUCUUCAUUCAAGGUGCUAUUUCGUGUUUUUCAUAACUUGUAGGAAAGUAUAUGCAUUUUAUUAUGAUAAUGCUGUUAAACAAGGCUACGAUAGAUAAAGAAUAAAAAUUCCUUUAAGAUGCUCACUCGAUUUAGUGACUGUAUUAGCGUUCCAGUCUGUUUGAAGACUGUUAGAUGUACUUUUAAAAGAAGUAGACUGGUAAAAAAUCAAGUUCCCCUUAUGACGAAAAUUUAAAUUAGUUACUCUUUUAGUUUAUACAUAUCUGUCCAUAUUGUAAAUGUUAGUUUUAUAUACUUUGUUGGUUGAAUUUUAAGUUUUAAAUAUUAAAACCAGUUUUAGGUGGAAACUGAAGUAAAUAAUCCAAAUCUGCAAUAAUUGACUGCAUGGGUUUUCUCUGCAAGUGAUUUGUAUUGAAAAUUAAUUAUUUUUUAAGUUUUACAAAAAUAAAAUCUUGCAAAUUGUG